AUGGUCAUGAGCUUUGACACAAGUGAUCUGCAUGAGAUAGAGGAGCUCGGAGCUCAGAAUAAGCAGACCGGCAUCCUGGCUGCUGCCAAAGUCAUCGACACCAAAAGCGAGGAGGAGCUGGAGGACUACAUGGUGGAGAUCGACAUCCUGGCCUCCUGCGACCACGAAAACAUUGUCAAACUGCUGGACGCUUUCUACUACGAGAGCAAACUCUGGAUCCUCAUUGAGUUUUGCGCAGGAGGGGCUGUGGACGCUGUCAUGCUGGAGCUGGAGCGACCUCUGACGGAGCCCCAGAUCCGUGUGGUUUGCCGACAGACGCUGCAGGCGCUGGUUUACCUCCAUGAAAACAAGAUAAUUCACCGAGACCUAAAGGCCGGGAACAUCCUCAUCACCUUGGACGGACAGGUCAAACUGGCUGACUUCGGGGUCUCUGCCAAAAACACCAAAACACUGCAGAGAAGAGACUCCUUCAUAGGAACGCCCUACUGGAUGGCUCCAGAGGUGGUGAUGUGUGAGACUUCGAAGGACCGUCCGUACGACUACAAGGCAGACAUCUGGUCCCUGGGGGUGACGCUGAUCGAGCUGGCCCAGGUGGAGCCCCCUAACCACGAGAUGAACCCCAUGAGAGUUCUGCUGAAGAUCGCCAAAGCUGAUCCUCCCACGCUCAUGCUGCCCUCGCGAUGGUCUCCAGAAUUCAGUGACUUUCUGCGGCAUUGUUUGGACAAGAAUGUGGACAACAGGUGGACCGCUGCGCAACUUCUACAGCAUUCCUUUGCGGCGAGCUUGGAGGACAGCAAACCGCUGAGAGAGCUGGUAGCUGAGGCAAAAGCCGAGGUCACCGAGGAGAUUGAAGAGCACAAAGAGGAGGAAGAGGAGGAGGAGCCAGAGUCGCGGCCGGGCCACAAACGUGCUCCGUCAGACGUUAGCGUUGCCAGUUCAGAGGACGAGAAGAUCCCUCUUUCCCCCACCAGCUUAGAGUCCGUCCCUGAGAACAUGGAGCCCCUUACUCCAGUCACCCCACUCACCCCUCUCACUCCCCUCACCCCCCUCACCCCCCUCACCCCUCUUACCCCUCUUACCCCUCUUGUCCCCCUGCCUGGUCCUGUUGCCCUACCAGUGGCCAACCAUGUGGAAGAGCCUGCUAUCCCGGAGCAGAAGGAGGUCAUUACAGACACUUCGAUACAACCCGUGUGUAAGAGAGAAGUAACUCCCACAGAUGAAGUGCAAAAGACUGAACCAGAAGCUCCGGCUAAAGAAAUGGAACGACUGGAGCUAGAGCAGGAGGAGAAGGAAGUGGACACCGGAGAGGUCACCACAGACGGUUCAAUACAAACACAACAGGAGACCGAGACGCAAGCUGUGGAAGAAGCAACGUCACCGACAGAAGAGGACGAGGAGCGGUACAAACAUCUGAAUGUCGCGGUCACACUGCCGAACAAAGAGGACGGAGAGAAGGCGCCAGAGAAGGAGGCGGCGAAGGACAAGAAGGAGUCCACCGCAGACAACAGCAGCGUCGAUCUCAACCUGUCCAUCUCAAGCUUCCUGUCCAAAACGAAAGACCCGGUGUCAGUGUCGAUACAGGAGACAAGACGCCAGAGGAAGACGCUGAAGAAAACUCGUAAAUUUAUGGUGGACGGCGUCGAAGUCAGCGUCACCACCUCAAAGAUUGUGACAGACAACGACAUGAAGAACGAGGAGAUGAGGUUCCUGAGGCGUCAGGAGCUGAGGGAACUGCGUCUCCUGCAGAAGGAGGAGCAAAGAGCCCAACAGCAGCUCAGCAACAAACUCCAGCAACAAAAGGAGCAAAUCUACAGACGAUUUGAGCAAGAAACCUCAGGUAAGAAGCGUCAGUACGACCAGGAAGUGGAGAACCUGGAGCGGCAGCAGAAGCAGACGAUCGAGCGGCUGGAGCAGGAGCACACCACACGGCUGCGGGAAGAGGCCAAACGCAUCAAAGCCGAGCAGGACAAAGAGCUGUCCAAGCACCAGAACAUGCUCAAGAACCGCAAGAAGGAGGAGCAAGAGUUUCUCCAGAAGCAGCAGCAGGAUUUGGACAGUGCCCUGAAGAAGAUCAUUCAGCAACACAAACAUGAACUGGCCACGAUCGAGAGGGACUGUCUGAACCACAAGCAGCAGCUUCUCCGAGCUCGAGAAGCGGCCAUGUGGGAGCUGGAAGAGCGCCACCUGCAGGAGAAACACCAGUUGUUCAAACAGCAGCUCAAGGACCAGUACUUCAUGCAGAGACACCAGCUGCUCAAGAGGCACGAGAAGGAGAUGGAGCAGAUGCAGCGUUACAACCAGCGUCUGAUCGAGGAGAUGAAGAACAAGCAAACGCAGGAGAGGACGCGGCUGCCCAAGAUCCAGCGCAGCGAGGCCAAGACCCGGAUGGCCAUGUUCAAGAAGAGUCUGCGGAUCACUGCUGCCACCAUCACCCCAGAGCAGGAGCGAGAGAGGGUCAAACAGUUUGCGGCGCAGGAGGAGAAGCGGCAGAAGAACGAGCGGCUGCACCAGCAACAGAAACACGAGAACCAGAUGAGAGACCUCCAGCUCCAGUGCGACGCCAACAUCAGAGAACUACAGCAGCUGCAGAACGAGAAGUGCCACCUGCUGAUCGAGCACGAGACUCAGAAGCUCAAAGAGUUGGACGAAGAGCACAGUCUGGAGCUGAAGGAGUGGAGAGAGAAGCUCCGGCCCCGGAAGAAGGCCUUGGAGGAGGAGUUUUCGCGUAAACUCCAGGAGCAGGAGGUGUUCUUCAAGAUGAGCGGGGAGUCCGAGUGCCUUAACCCGUCCACCCAGAGCCGCAUCUCCAAGUUCUACCCCAUCCCCAGCGUCCACUCGUCCGGAUCCUAA
Molecule: messenger RNA, 2850 nt
Organism: Knipowitschia caucasica
Lineage: Eukaryota; Metazoa; Chordata; Actinopteri; Gobiiformes; Gobiidae
Source: the annotation of a GenBank genome assembly